This is a messenger RNA of Akanthomyces muscarius, 939 nucleotides long. RefSeq lists its product as uncharacterized. Lineage: Eukaryota; Fungi; Ascomycota; Sordariomycetes; Hypocreales; Cordycipitaceae. The transcript has a single exon. Bases 1 to 939 code for a protein of 312 amino acids. The record is from RefSeq and is a predicted model, not a curated record.
AUGUCCAAUAUCAAGACUGUGAGCAUCCCCAACAUUGGCUGGGAGACGGCUGCGGAUAUUCACUUCCCACCCAAAUUUGAAGAGUCCAAGAAAUACGCCCUCGUCCUCUCCGCCCACCCCAUUGGCUCGUGCAAGGAGCAGACCUCUGGCAAUGUCUACGGCAAGGCCAUGGCCGAGGCUGGAUUUGUCGUCAUCGCCUUCGAUGCUUCUUUCCAGGGUGCCUCUGGUGGCCAGCCCCGCUUCAUCGAGAACCCCGAGUUCCGCGUCGCCGACUUUCGCGCCGUCGUCGACUACGCCCAGACGCUGCCGUACGUCGACGCGGAGCGCAUCGGCGUGCUGGGCAUCUGCGGCGGCGGCGGUUACGCGCUCAACGCCGGCAUGACCGACUACCGCUUCAAGUGCUCCGUCGGCAUCACACCCGUCAACUUUGGGCGCCUGUCGCGGGAGUCCUUUGCCCAGUUCAAUCCUGUCGGCACUCUCGAAGCCAUUGCAAAGCAGCGCACAGCCGAGGCCCAGGGCGCGGAGCGCAACAUUCUGCAGUACCUGCCUGCUUCGGUCGCUGAGGCGAAGAAGGCGACCUCCGAUCCGGAUCUCGUCGAGGCUACAGACUACUACAAGACGGAGCGCGGAAGCGCGCCGAAUGGCUGCGCCAGCGGUUUGCUGUCGUACAACAGCUCGGCGCUGGCGUGGGAUGCUUUUAACCACGCCGAGGUGCUCAUGACCAAGCCCUUUAUGGUAGUAGUGGGCGAUAUCCCAGGUGGCUUCGGUGCGUACCGGGAUGCACUCGAGGUUCAUGGACGCGCCACAGCCAAGGAGAAGGAGUUGGUGGUGCUUCCGGGCGUGUCGCAUUACAGCCUGUACGAUAAGCCGGACUCAGUGAAGCCUGCGCUGGAAAAGGUGCUUCCUUUUCUGAGGAAGCACCUAGGAGAGGCUGCUUAA